Cynoglossus semilaevis (tongue sole) is the source of this 1955-nucleotide messenger RNA. RefSeq names its product coagulation factor IXb (gene f9b). The transcript has 8 exons. Gene Ontology annotation, biological process: proteolysis; blood coagulation. The coding region runs from base 162 to 1802 and encodes 546 amino acids. Lineage: Eukaryota; Metazoa; Chordata; Actinopteri; Pleuronectiformes; Cynoglossidae. Gene Ontology annotation, molecular function: calcium ion binding; serine-type endopeptidase activity. Gene Ontology annotation, cellular component: extracellular region. The record is from RefSeq and is a predicted model, not a curated record.
GAGAACAGAUGUGGGCAGAGACGCAGACGUAUGAACAUGAACACGCAGACUCUGAGUCCUCCCAGGUGAGUAAACAGUGAGUGGCUGUACUUUGGAGCAGCGGAUGACUCCCUGCAUCAUCCAGCAUUGGUCUGAGGAGAAGAACGACUGACAGCGACAACAUGGCCGGAGUUUGUUUACUGGCCGUCAUUGCUGCGUUACUGUGUGGACUGGCUGCUCGCGUCACGGAGAAGAAAACAGGAGCCGUGUUUGUGUCGCAGCACGCGGCUCACACGAUGCUGCUGCGUCAGCGCAGGCACAACACCGGGCGAUUGGAAGAAGUGAUGAAGGACAACCUGGAGCGGGAGUGUAAGGAGGAGGUGUGCAACUUCGAAGAGGCCAGGGAGGUGUUUGAGAACGAAGAGAAAACUAUGGAGUUCUGGGCAGUAUACUUUGACGGGGACCAGUGUCAGCCUCCACCCUGCCAGAACGAUGGUGAGUGUGUGGAUGGAAUAGGUUCUUACGUUUGCUGGUGCAAACCAAACUUUGGAGGAAAGAACUGUGAGAUCGAGUUGGCCAAACAGUGUUCCGUUGACAACGGAGGAUGCUCACAUUUCUGUGUGAUGCAGGGGCAGCGGCCCGAGUGCCAGUGUGCAGCAGGGUACAACCUAGGCUCAGACAAAAGGAGCUGUGAACCAACAGGACAAUUCAGCUGUGGCCACGUGGAGUCCAAGACCUCGUCCAGGUCCUUCCUGAGCCCACGAACGGGGAACAACUCAAACUCCAGAGACAAUACAAGUUUUAAUUUGAGCGACCAGCUGACUUGGGACUACGACGAUGACAACAUGACGCAGUUUUACGAUUACUACGAUAGUUUUGUGAAUGACUCUGCAUCGUCUGAAAUCCCAUCAGCCUCUUCAGCAGAGACACGUGUUAGAUCGCUGAACUCCAGCUUUUCAGUGGCUCCAGACGACAAUCAAACCAACAGCAGUGCGUCUGAAGACUUUUCCAAUUUUCUAUCCUGGGCGUUUUUCCCUACCCUUCCCACCAUCACUGAACAAAAAAACACUGACAAGAGGAUUGUGGGAGGUAACGAAGCCCCUCCUGGAGGAAUUCCAUGGCAGGUUACACUGAUGUCUCACUCACCUUCUCUUGGUCGAGUUCAGUCCUUCUGUGGAGGAUCUCUGCUCAGUGAAUUAUGGGUAAUCACUGCAGCCCACUGCCUGGUGACAAAGGAAGUACUCACACAGGGUUACUUCGUCAGAGUAGGCGAACACGAUGUUGACACUGAGGAGGGUCCAGAGCGUGACCACUUGGUGGCAGAGCAACACAUCCAUCCCAAGUACAAUUACACCCAGUCACCGUACAACCACGACAUCGCUCUGCUGAAGCUCAGCAAUGCAGUGGAACUUUCCCACCAGCGGCGUCCCAUCUGCCUGGGCCCCAAAGACUUUACAGAAAGCAUCCUGCGAGACUCCAGCAGCUCCCAGGUGAGUGGGUGGGGGCUACUGGCGUCUCGGGGUCGGUCUGCCACCAAGCUCCAGAGGCUGGAAGUGCCCUAUGUGGAACGCACAAAGUGUAAACAGAGCAGCCGCUACCAAAUCACGCGCUUCAUGUUCUGUGCUGGCUUUGAGAAUGAACAGAAGGACUCGUGCCACGGCGACAGCGGGGGGCCACAUGCCACCAAUUUCAAAGGCACUUGGUUCCUGACAGGUAUUGUCAGCUGGGGGGAGGACUGCGCCAAAGACGGGAAGUAUGGCAUCUACACUCGGGUCUCACGGUACUACUCCUGGAUCAGUCAGAGGACAGGGCUUCAAAUUUGACAACUGAUAAAAAUAGAGCGGGUCAAAAGAACACAGCUGACGGUCAAGAAGAUCUGACUCUUUGCUUUGUUCUGCCCCCGGUGAACGGGUUACUCUGUUGAAUCAACUGAUGGUUAUUCUGACAGUCCAAUAAAGUCCAGUCAAACAUUUGGA